This is a messenger RNA of Brassica napus (rape), 3537 nucleotides long. RefSeq names its product gibberellin 2-beta-dioxygenase 4. The transcript is spliced from 3 exons. NCBI's taxonomy places the organism in Eukaryota, Viridiplantae, Streptophyta, Magnoliopsida, Brassicales, Brassicaceae. Gene Ontology annotation, biological process: gibberellin catabolic process; response to light stimulus. The record is from RefSeq and is a predicted model, not a curated record. The coding region runs from base 1812 to 2789 and encodes 325 amino acids.
ACAUUUAAGCUUUCCAAAAUCUAACCCUAAGAAUACAUACAAUACUACAACAUAUGUUGUUAAACCCUAAGCCAAAGAAUAUCAUGAUUAACUACUUUCACUCAUCUAUGUUGAAAACUAUUCAAUUUUAUUAUAUCUUAAUAUCCAGGACACGAACCUGGAUAGAAAAUCUACGCUUCUCUAACCGAUGAUAAGAAUGAUAUACCUGGAUUUUUUGUGAUUUUAACCAUGGUAUAGUCCAGUUUUAGAGUUUUGAUUACUUGUUCCGAGUUCGUUUUAUAGUCUUUACAGGUUCAUCUGCGUUUGAAACACUUUAGAGAUUAUGGAACCACUAAGAGCAUCAAGAGGAGUUAUGUUCAAAAGUUGAAGCCGGAGCCGAUAUUUGAAGACAGUGUUGAUCGACACUCCUCUAGUGUCGGUCGACACCAAUGCUGAUUCAACAAAGCCGACCAAUAUUUCAAGAAUUUCACUUUGGUCCAAAAGUUUCCAUAUUUGUAAGAAGACCCAUGGCGAGUUUUAGACCUAUUUUAUGUUUUUAAGUUGUUAGCACACUUUUAGUGCCGGUCGACACCCAUGCUGAUUUGAAAAAGCUGACCCAUAUUUCAAGAAAUGCACUUUGGCCCAUAAGUUUCCAUAUUUUUAAGAAGACCCUUGGCGAGUUUUAGACAUAUUUUAUGUUUUUGGGGCGUUGUUUAGGCUACGCUUUUAUAUUUUGAUUGAGAGAAGGUCAGAGAACUCCUUCAAAGAGAUCGAUUAUAACUCCAAUACUUCUUACUCUAUCUAUUUUUUUUUCUUUAUUUAGAUUAUUGUUAUGUCUUGCAUGAUCAUGUCUAAGUAAACCACUUAAUUCAUGUUCUCCGGUUGACCCGGCCUCCUUCUUUGCUGACCUUAAUUCAUGUCGUCCCCUUGAACUGGAAGACACAAAUUUGUUCACUGACGUUUGAGUUAUCUCUUCAGUAUAUGUCUCACCAUUGCAUGGAAAAGGAUGCAUCAGACAGAGUCACACGCCUUCACUGGCAAGGCUUCGUUGGAGAUCUUAGAAGGAGAAAACUAGAUCUGACUCAUCCUUAGACCUAAAGGUCGAUUCUUGCCUCUUCUGCCGUUUUGUGAGCCUCACCGUUACUCCAGUGAAAGCAAGAACAUGAUACCGUCACGACGCAAAAGGAAUCUCCGGUAGAGUCCCAUAGACCCAGAGUAACUUGCUUACUGGCAUAUAUAAGGCAUUGAAAAAGAGAGCAAAAAGAAAAAGAGGAGUAGAGAAAGGAGGAAGAGUUUCCGGCGUCCGAGUUAGGACUGAUUGGAAAUUCUAAAGAGAAGUUAGAGCUUUUUUAUUUUAGAGAGAGAAGGAGUUAGUUGUACAUGUAUAUAAAUUCAGCUUGUUUAACGAGUGUUUUUGCAUCAGGUACUAAAUCAUGUCGGGCAAUUUUUUUCUGUAAAUUGGUGAAAAUCAUCAAAACUUAUUUGUGUACGAAAGUAAAAGCAAAAAAUAAUUAAAGUUACGGAUAAGUUGCAAAAUAACAACCAAAAAGCUACAUGAAGUCUUACUUCUAAUGUGUUAGCAAGUAUAAAGGAUGCGAUAAAACUUCAACAAAGCAUUAGUAUUUCUCUUUUAUCUUUAAUUACCAACCUUAAAUAUUUAUAAGAUUCCACCAAUAAUAGUAUUAACCCGUUGGUGCCUAAUACAUGCACGUGAUAACCAUUUUUGGUCGCGAAAAUUCUCUCUCUCUCUUGUGUAUAUAAAUAUAUCCACACAUACAGACCUACACUAAUUCUUCGUUAUCAUCUUCUCAAUAAAAUCUCUCUCUCUAAAGAUGGUGAAAGGGUCCCAGAAAAUCGUGGCCGCAGAUAAAGGCAUACCAAUAAUAGACAUGUCGCAGGAGAGAUCACGAGUGUCGAUGCAGAUAGUCAAAGCCUGCGAGACUCUCGGCUUUUUCAAGGUGGUCAACCACGGCUUUGACCGAACCAUCAUCUCAAGGAUGGAGAAAGAGUCCAUUAACUUCUUCGCUAAAUCGGUUCACGAAAAGAAAUCGGUUGAAUCGGUUAACCAGCCAUUUCGUUAUGGCUUUAGGGACAUCGGUCUCAACGGUGACUCUGGUGAGGUCGAGUACUUGCUGUUUCAUACCAACGACCCCGCUUUUCGCUCUAAGGCAUCCUUCCGCUCGGCAGUGAAUUGUUACAUAGAAGCAGUUAGGCAGUUGGCUCAUGAGAUAUUAGAACUGACGGCUGAGGGACUUGGGGUCCCACCUCACACCUUCAGUAGGUUGAUCAGCUCCGUCGAUAGUGACUCCAUUUUGAGGGUGAAUCACUAUCCACCGUCCGAUCAGUUUUUCGGUGGAGCCACACUCUCUGAUAAAUCUGUGUCACUGACCAGGGUUGGCUUCGGAGAACACACCGACCCGCAGAUCUUAACAGUUCUUCGAUCUAACGGUGUAGGAGGCCUCCAAGUGUCCAACCCAGACGGCAUGUGGGUCCCUGUCUUCCCUGACCCCUCAGCUUUCUGCGUCAAUGUAGGAGACUUGUUGCAGGUGAUGACGAACGGGAGAUUUAUAAGUGUAAGGCACAGAGCAUUGACUUACGGAAAGGAAAGCAGGCUCUCGACAUCAUUCUUUGCUGGACCGCCGCUCCAAGCAAUGAUUGGGCCACUACAGGCGAUGGUUACGACAGCGAAUCAACCACGAUUAUACCAAACGUUUACUUGGAGCGAAUACAAAAAACUGGCAUACUCUCUACGUCUUGAAGAUAGUCGCUUAGACAUGUUUCGUACAGGUAAGGGUCUGGAGGAUCCUUAGAAUUUUUAGUAAUAACAAUGUCUGUGUUGUGGGUUUUUUUUCUAAGUACCUUCCAAGUCUUAAGUAAAAUGAGGCAUGUUGGAUUUGUGUAACUAGAACUAGGAGGUGAUAAGUCUAAUAUGGUUUGUAAUAACUGUGUUACGUUAACUCUAAGGAAGUACUAGACUAUGUAUUUUUAUUAUAUUAACUGGAUUACGUUGGAGAUAGAUUGCGUCUAGAGAUAAGCAAAACGGAGGCUUACCCGCGGGCCUGGCUCAUAAAGAUCCAAUGCGGGGCGGGAUUGGGCACAGAUUUUACUGUCCGUUUGUUAGCGGGCCUCGCGGGUUAUACAUACAAUGGUAUUGGGCCAAAGCGGGGUGCGGGACAAUUGGGUGGCCCGCAUGAAUUUUCUCAUUCCGUCUCUUUGGUAACAUCGACAAGAGCUCAGAGCAAACAGGAGAUGAUGAUGGAGAUUCUCAAUUCCUCCAACCGGUGACCUAAACUCAUUUACUUCAGUUGUGACUCUUCCAGUUCGCUUUCAAUCAAAGAAUCAUCUUUUCUCUUCAAGCUUUGCAAUGUUGAUCGGAACUCGUUCACUUUCUUUGUAACUCAUUGUAGGAAAAAAGGUUUUUUUUUUGAAGCGAGUGUGAGUGGAGACAAGAAAUUGUACACAAAACUUGUUUUUUAUUGUUAUUUUUCUGGAAACUUAAUCAUCGUUCUCGAAUGUGAGUUGUCUAAACAUUCCUGUUAUAUACACAAAACUUGAAUU